AUGGAACCUCUUACUUUGGAAAAGGUGAUUCUCCUGGUCCGUGAUUUCUUAGUUGUGUGGAUAAGCCAAAUUCUAUACUACAACCACAUCUACCCCGAUGAGUCCUAUGAGGAACGGUCUUACAUGGAAAAUGUCGUGUUCCAAACACGGGUUCCUGCUCUUGCAGAAUACUUGACAAGUUUUGCAAACCAGAUGAUUAAGGUACUUGUCGAAAAAGAUGGCGGCGGCAAAGUCCACGAGAUUAUUGUGCUUAUUUACGACGAAGCUAGUCUUCAUGUGCGCAAAAGGUAUAUUGCCAAUUUUAGUCAGUUUGUGGGGUUGGCGGGCCACUUCACAUCUUUGGAUUUCUUGAACGGACUGCUGGAUGCAAAGCUGGCCCGUUUGAACUUACCCGACUUGACUUGGCCUCAUUUGUUUACGGAUUUGCGCAGCCUCAUGUUUUUCCACAUCCAAGAGCUUAAAAGGAGCGAACUGAAGAUGGAACCCAAUGUAUUCUUUAAACUUUUACUUAACAUGGAUGGGUCUGUCAAUCUUUCUCUGUCCGAAAAUAAUGUUUGGGCAAAAAUCACCCUGGCGGACGACCAAAGACCUAUGAAAUAUGUACCUUUGGGAGAAACUAGUGUAGGGUUCGUAUGUUUCGAUAUACACAAUGAAUAUAUACCAUAG
Molecule: messenger RNA, 666 nt
Organism: Clavispora lusitaniae ATCC 42720
Lineage: Eukaryota; Fungi; Ascomycota; Pichiomycetes; Serinales; Metschnikowiaceae
Cellular component (GO): zeta DNA polymerase complex
Source: RefSeq, a predicted model, not a curated record